Messenger RNA from Knipowitschia caucasica, 393 nucleotides. NCBI's taxonomy places the organism in Eukaryota, Metazoa, Chordata, Actinopteri, Gobiiformes, Gobiidae. The record is from the annotation of a GenBank genome assembly.
AUGGUGGACCCUCAAGCGGACAGAAAACGGGGGGGGGACUUAAGGGGUGCGGCCGGGGGGGCGCAGGAGAGGGGGGGGGAGGGACGACAAAGCGCCGAAGACGAAAGCACUCCACGAGGGAAGAAGACCAAGCACUUCAGGACCAAGCACUACAGGACCAAGCACUUCAGGACCAAGCACUUCAGGACCAAGCACUACAGGACCAAGCACUACAGGACCAAGCACUUCAGGACCAAGCACUACAGGACCAAGCACUACAGGACCAAGCACUACAGGACCAAGCACUUCAGGACCAAGCACUUCAGGACCAAGCACUACAGGACCAAGCACUUCAGGACCAAGCACUACAGGACCAAGCACUUCAGGACCAAGCACUUCAGGACCAAGCACUAA